UUUAAAGCAAUUACAAGUUUAAAUCUGUGAUAUUUGAGCACUGAUUAAUUUUAAUAUUUUUUUCUCAUCAGGGCCUGUUUUGCUCUUGUAUAUAAAACAGAGGCGGUCACGUGCAAAACAUAUUUAAAUAAUAUUGAAAUUAAAGCAAUUGCAAGUUUACAUCUAUGAUAUUACCACACUGAUUAGCAGCGUCGACAAUAGAUACAGUUUGAAGAUUUUUUACAAUGAUUUACGACGAUACGUGGUUAUGGAUUGUGAUCCUUGGGUUUAUAGCGGCCUUCGUUCUGGCAUUUGGCCUGGGUGCCAAUGAUGUGGCCAACUCCUUUGGCACGUCCGUUGGUGCUAAAGUCAUCACAGUGAGGCAGGCAUGCAUACUGGGAACCAUUUUUGAAAUGGCUGGAGCGAUCCUUGUCGGAGCUAAGGUAUCGAAUACUAUCAGGAAGGGAAUUAUAAGUCCAGAGAUGUUUACAAACGGAACUGAAGACACCUUUCUGGCGGGAAACCUUUCAGCAUUGACAGGUUCGUGUAUAUGGCUAAUCGUGGCAACGUUCAUGAAACUGCCUGUAUCCGGCACACACAGCAUUGUCGGGGCAACACUCGGCUUCUCUAUGGUUAUCAAUGGCUUUAAAGGAAUUGGAUGGACGAAGCUUGCCAUGAUUGGUGCGUCCUGGUUUGUUUCACCAUUGAUGUCCGGCUUGGUAUCGAUUGGUCUGUUUAAAUUAAUCGACAUUAUGGUUCUUACAAAGGAAAAGCCACUGGAGCCUGGUCUAAGACUGCUGCCUUUAUUUUAUGCCUUUACCCUCGCUGUGAACCUGUUCUCAGUGUUCUACAAGGGCUCAGAAUUACUUCAUUUCAACGAAAUACCAUUUUAUGGCACGAUGAUACUGACAUUUGGCGGGGCAUUUUUGACGGCUAUACUUGUUCGCAUUUUCGUCGUUCCAAGGCAACGAAAGAAGAUUAAUAUCAUGUGCAAGCAACUCCUGGAAGAAGAGGGCAUGCUACCUGAAAAAAAAGACGAUAUCAAAGAAUUGACCGACAUUAUUGACCAAGAGGUGAUGGUUAUUGCCGAAAAUCAAAAUAAUAAAAUCAGCGAGAUAAAUGACACAGAAAAAGAUGAAAGAGCUGAUGACGCACUUCUUGAAAUAAAGAAAAACCUAUCCGAGAAAGAUGAGAAGAAAGGGAUGGGAGAUGCAGACGAUGACAGACCAGAAGUAGCGGGCCUUUUUAAAUUUCUGCAAGUACUGACUGCAAUUUUUGGGUCUUUUGCGCAUGGAGGAAAUGACGUCAGCAACGCCAUUGGUCCCCUUGUGGCUCUUUGGAUAACUGCAACUACAGGUAGCUCCGCCCAGAAGGCCCCUGUGCCUAUAUGGGUGUUAGUGUACGGUGGGGUCGGCAUAUCCAUUGGGCUCUGGGUGUGGGGUCGCAGAGUCAUGAAAACGAUGGGGGAGGAUCUCACGAAAAUCACACCCUCGAGCGGUUUUUGUAUAGAGGUAGGCAGUGCCCUCACUGUUCUUGUCGCUUCCAAUAUCGGAAUCCCCAUCAGCACCACCCAUUGUAAAGUCGGCUCCGUGGUCUGUGUGGGCAGAGUCAGAUCAAAGGGUUCGGUGGACUGGAAACUGUUCAGGAAUAUCAUACUGGCCUGGGUGGUCACACUCCCAGUGUCUGGUGGACUCAGUGCUCUCUCCAUGUACGGGUUCUGCGCCAUCUUAAAUGCCACAACUUCAUGAGCUGCUUCUUGCCAUCAUUUUGUUCGAGAAUAUGUUUGUAGUAAAUUUGGUUUCUAAUACGCAGCUGAUUAAAUGAAACAUUAAAGGCUUCAUAGAUAUGUUAAUGUUGAAGAAAACAUAUGAGAUGACUUAUUGUGCGUGCAGCUAGGAGUUAUUUGCAUGAACAUGUACGUUCAACCAUAAACUUCACGCCAUUCCGCAUCAUUUCAGCAUUUCAUAAUCAUGCUCAAGUUUGAUUUAUAGUGUUUAUAUAAAUGCAUUUCGAUAUUUUUUCAAACAUUUUGAGGGUUUUGUAUAAUUUAAUAAAAACCUAAAGCAAAGGGCGAAAACAAUGACAGCGAUUUGGAGCCAGUUGUAAGAUUUUUCGUCAUAAUGAUGCAAAUAAUUGGAAAUAUCCGUUUAAAUGAACAUGUAUUAAGUAUAAGAAUGGAUUACCUGAUGAUUUUUAAUAUAUUCAUAACCCGAACCAAAUGUCUUUAGUUUGAAAUACGAUGUUGGUGUCCGCGCGCGCGUGUGUAUGCGCGUUUGUAUGUGUGUGUGUAUGUAUGUUAAUUAACAUAUAUAAAGGGAUAUAUUGUCAUGCUUCUGACUGAUGUGUAUUUCGUUACACCGUUUGUUACAUAUUUUUGUAUACUAUUAUAUCUAAUAAA
Molecule: messenger RNA, 2377 nt
Organism: Mya arenaria
Lineage: Eukaryota; Metazoa; Mollusca; Bivalvia; Myida; Myidae
Product: sodium-dependent phosphate transporter 1-A-like
Exons: 13
Coding region: 225-1727 (500 amino acids)
Biological process (GO): phosphate ion transmembrane transport
Cellular component (GO): membrane
Molecular function (GO): phosphate transmembrane transporter activity
Source: RefSeq, a predicted model, not a curated record